AUCCACUCCAUCAACCAUCCAUUUGUCGGGCUUCGGGCGGAGCUGUACCUAAUUUGCAGACCCAAAUAUUUUUGCUGUGACCGUAAUAAGCACCGAGAAACAUACUGCGAAUGGGGAAACUCAAGAGCGUUGCCGCACGUGACCGUAGACUCAUGAGACGUGCUGCAAGAAGACGAUUGGCACAAAUUACCCAGAGUCAGUGCCUUUCACAGCGUGAAUGCCCGCUUUUCACCAAGUUGCCAAACGAACUACGCAAUAUGAUAUACGAGUACGUUCUGGCUCAGCAUGAUGACCCUUCUCGUCCUAUUCCAUGGACGCGACAUCGUUGGCGCUUUGCACAUGAGCACAGAACAUUCGCCGACAUAUCCCUUCUUGCAACAUGCCGCCGUAUCUACAUGGAAGCACAUCCCAUUUCAAUUCGAGGUGCCACCUACCACAUAGCUCUAAAUAGCAUAGGGGGGUCCUCCUAUGGGUGGGAUCACCCAUUGUUCCAUAUUUCCAGUCAACUCGGGAAACAUUUGUACCAUCUUCACGCAUUUCUGACCGACAUGGAAGAUCCGCUUGCUAUGGAAAAACUUUUACUACCCCAUGCGCACUGGCGGCGGAUAACUUGGUCAGGGAUACAUUAUGGAAACCCACUCACCUACUUGGAUGCUGCAAGGAAACAAAUCAUUGCCCUUCGUCUACCCUCAUCAUGUGAAGAGGUCAAUCUUGAGGUGCCUACAAUACAUUACCUUCUCGCGCCUACAGAAGAUGCUCCCUUUGUCCAUGCCCAACAGUACCAACUCAUGGAUACAUAUUUGACACGGACUGAUGGAAAGACACUCUCGGUAGACCGAUCCAGUCUGAGGCUGUAUAACUGUCAGCAGUCGAGACUGAAUGGACACCUUUAUAAUCUGGUGCUUCGAGUAACUUGGCGGACUGCAUCACACCAAAGGGAGUAUUUGCAUUGCGAUCGCCUGGAUUGUUUGAGAGCUUCUCUGAGCAAUGAUGAAUUCCAACAUGAGGUAUCGACAUUCGUCGCUUCUUUCGACCGUAAAUUGUCUCAAUGAACUCGCCUUCUAGCAGAGAGCAGGCUCUAUUAGAAAGAGAUUGUAAAGCACCACGAUCGUACUUUCUUGCGAUAUUGUACAGACGCUGAUCUAUUCUCUAUUCUAGCAAUUAACUAAGUUUAUC
This is a messenger RNA of Aaosphaeria arxii CBS 175.79, 1176 nucleotides long. RefSeq lists its product as uncharacterized. The record is from RefSeq and is a predicted model, not a curated record. Bases 111 to 1052 code for a protein of 313 amino acids. Lineage: Eukaryota; Fungi; Ascomycota; Dothideomycetes; Pleosporales. The transcript has 2 exons.